Phyllostomus hastatus (greater spear-nosed bat) is the source of this 681-nucleotide messenger RNA. RefSeq names its product keratin-associated protein 10-3-like. Bases 1 to 681 code for a protein of 226 amino acids. Lineage: Eukaryota; Metazoa; Chordata; Mammalia; Chiroptera; Phyllostomidae. Gene Ontology annotation, cellular component: keratin filament. The record is from RefSeq and is a predicted model, not a curated record. The transcript has a single exon.
AUGGCUGCCUCCACCUUGUCCAUCUGCUCCACUGACCUGAGCUAUGGCAACCGUGUCUGCCUGCCCGGUUCCAGUGACUGUUGCACUGACUUCGCCCGGCAGGUGGACGACUGUCUAGAGAGCUGCUGCCAGCCCUCCUGCUGUGUCCCCAGCUGCUGCCAGCCCUCCUGCUGCACCCCCAGCUGCUGUACCCUGAUCCCCACCCAGACCCUCCUCUGCACCCCUGUGACCUGUGGGCCCAGCCCCUGCCAAUCAGCCUGCACCAGCUCCUGUACAACCUUGUGCUGCCAGCAGUCUAGCUGCCAGCCCUCCUGCUGUACCUCCUCCCCCUGCCAGCAGGCCUGCUGUGUGCCCAUCUGCUGCACACCUGUCUGCUGCACACCCGUCUGCUGCAAGCCCGUGUGCUCUGUGCCCAUCUGCUCUGGGCCUGCCCCCUGCCCAGCACCCUCAUGCUGCCAGCCGACCCCCUGCUGCAGACCCUCCUCCUGCAUGUCCGUCAUCUGCCGCCCUGUGUGCAGACCCGCCUGCUGCGUGCCUGUCUCCUCCUGCUGUGCCCCCACCUCCUCCUGCUGCCAGCCCAGCUGCUGCCGCCCAUCCUCCUGUGUGUCCCUCAUCUGCCGCCCUGUGUGCAGACCUGCAUGCUGUGUCCCUGCCCCAGUGGCCCAGACAUCCUGCUGCUGA